GUGAGCAAUCUCCCAACUCAUAUUUGUACUAAUUCAUUUGGAGGUUAAAAUCGAGUUCAAUUAAUGUUCAUUCAAUACGAUGGCUAAAGAUUAUGACUUAAUUAAAACCAUAGAAGACGAUCAGGAGGUUACGGAUUUUUCGGAGAAAUCAGACAACGAAGAUGAUUUUCAGCCACAUAAACAUCAAAAAGCCCAGAAAAAGGAUUUUGAAAGUGAUUUCCAAUUCAUCGCCGAUGCAUCGGAAUACAAUCACGAUACUUGGAACGAUCUCAAUAAAUAUAUCAAACGGAAGGCAAAGACGAAACUUGAUGACAAGAUUAAGAAAUUCCGAAAGGAGGACAAUGAAAUUAUAAAUGUAGAAACUGCAAGUCAACUAGAGUAUGGAAAUGAAGAGGAUGGUAUUGUACUUUCUGAUGAUGAAUUAAAAAAAGAUUUAUUCAAAACAAAAGAAAGUAAAGUAAAAAAGAAAGUUAUAAAUAAAGAAGAGAAUCUCAUGGAUUUUGAAAAAUGUGAAGAAUAUGAUGAUCAUGCCUCCUUUUAUCAAAUGAAUUUAUCUCGACCGUUGUUGAAGGCAAUAACGUCAAUCGGUUAUGUGCACCCAACUCCAAUUCAAGCAGCCACAAUUCCAGUUGCAUUGAUGGGCCGUGACAUAUGUGGCUGUGCAGCUACUGGAACAGGAAAAACAGCUGCAUACAUGUUACCGACCUUAGAAAGAUUAUUAUAUAAGCCUGUUGAUGGACCGUCUGUAUCAAGAGUUCUUGUUCUUGUACCAACACGAGAAUUGGGUGUACAAGUUUAUCAAGUUACUAAAGAACUAUGUAAGUUUACAACGAUUGAGGUUGGACUGUCCGUUGGAGGCUUGGAUGUCAAAAUACAAGAAACAAUUUUAAGAAAGAAUCCAGACAUAGUAAUUGCUACACCUGGACGCUUAAUCGAUCAUUUGGCCAAUACACCGACGUUUUCAUUGGACAAUAUCGAGGUGUUAAUUUUGGAUGAAGCUGACAGGAUGUUGGACGAAUAUUUUGCUGAGCAGAUGAAACAUAUCGUUAAGCAAUGUUCAAGAACUAGGCAAACCGUUUUGUUCUCAGCUACCAUGACCGAAGAAGUAAAAGAUUUGGCUGCUGUGUCUCUUGAUAAGCCAGUUAAAGUGUUUGUAGACAGCAAUCAAGAUGUUGCUUGUAAUUUAAGGCAGGAAUUCAUUCGUAUUCGGAAGGAUAGGGAGGGAGAUCGCGAGGCAGUAUUGGCUGCCUUAAUUUGUAGAACAUUCCAUGAUCACACCAUGGUGUUCGUUCAGACAAAAAAACAGGCUCAUAGACUCCACAUUUUACUAGGUUUGCUUGGAGUAAAGGUUGGAGAGCUGCAUGGCAAUCUAACACAGCCUCAGCGGUUAGAAAGUUUGAGAAAAUUUAAAGAUGCAGAGAUAAAUGUAUUAUUGGCCACUGAUGUUGCAGCCAGAGGUUUGGACAUUAGCGGAGUAAAAACUGUGAUCAACUUUGUGAUGCCUCCCACGAUGCAACAUUAUAUUCACAGAGUUGGAAGAACAGCUCGUGCGGGUCGAGUUGGGGUCUCUGUAUCCUUAGCUGGAGAGCAAGAAAGGUCUCUGGUAAAAGAAAUUAUUAAACAAGCUAGGAAUCCUGUAAAAAAUCGGGUAAUACCCGUGGACAUUAUUGAGAAGUAUAACGCUAAAUUACAGUCGCUCGAGGCGAGCGUAGAAAAUAUCCUACAAGAAGAAAGAAAUGAACGAGAAUUAGCCAAGUUAGAGAAUCAAGCCAAUAGAACUGAAAAAUUACUUAAAGGCGGCAAUGAUAAGAAUCAGAGAAGUUGGUUCCAAAAUACUAAAGAAAGGAAACAAGAAAAGGAAAGAUUAACCCUAACUGAGAAACAGCCGAAGAAUAAAGGUAACAAACAGAAGGAAAUGAAACCUCCCAAUUUGGUGGAGGAAUAUGCCAAAUCCAAGAAAAGGAAAAAGAAGGCGCUACACCAAGAAACAGCUGACGAUAGAGCAGCCAGAGAAUUGGAAAAGGUGGCAGCUUAUCAGGCAAGACUAGCCAAGAAGAAAAACAAGUUGAAGAAGAUCAGAACAGUUGUUGACAUCGAUUAUCGCGCAUCGAAGGGAGGAUCACUGAAGAGGAAGAAGUCAUCUUUUGUCGAUGAUCUGACUGAUAUAAGUAGAAAAGGCGUCAAGAGAAUGCGUCACGAGGCCAAUGACAAGAGGAAAGAAAAAUCGACUAAAUUCGCUCGCAGAUCCAGCACAGGGAAGAGUAAAAACGUCCAAAAGGCGCCUUUCAAGAAGCGUCAAAAUCGUUCCGGCAUUUCGAAAAAGAAAAUUUAGCUAUGAGGCUAUCGAAACACAGUACAUUGUUUAAUUCUUGAUAUCCUUACAGAGAGGAGCACUUUUGUACAAAUUAAACGCGUUCCUGUGGGAUUGUAA
Messenger RNA from Orussus abietinus, 2431 nucleotides. RefSeq names its product probable ATP-dependent RNA helicase DDX27 (gene Rs1). NCBI's taxonomy places the organism in Eukaryota, Metazoa, Arthropoda, Insecta, Hymenoptera, Orussidae. Bases 80 to 2332 code for a protein of 750 amino acids. The record is from RefSeq and is a predicted model, not a curated record. The transcript is spliced from 13 exons. Gene Ontology annotation, molecular function: ATP binding; nucleic acid binding; RNA helicase activity.